Molecule: messenger RNA, 906 nt
Organism: Stylonychia lemnae
Lineage: Eukaryota; Ciliophora; Spirotrichea; Sporadotrichida; Oxytrichidae
Source: the annotation of a GenBank genome assembly
AUGGAAUGCUUUUUAUGCUCAUCAUAAUUUGAAGAAAAUGAGUAAUAGCAAGUGAUGUAACCACAAUGUGGACACAGAAUUUGCCAAUAAUGUUUAUCACAAUAAUAGGAAAAAGGUAUUAAUAAGUGCUAGCUUUGCGGUUAAGAGUCAAUAAUCACUGAUGAAGAAGGUAAUCCAGAGACACUUCCAACAAAUGUUGACUCAUUUUCGAUGAUUAAAAGAUCACAGUAACUAUUUAACUUAUUCGAAAAUAGACUAACUAUUUGUUGUGUCCCAUGUAAUUUCAAACUUGAUGCAUUUCAGAAAUCAUUUAUUCAGUAGCUAAAUCAUUAACCCAAGGAAAUAAUAUAAAACAAUUAGUAAAACUCAAUAAUGCAUGAACAAUUAAUAACUUUGGUUUAUGACAAUGAAGCAACAAAAUUAGAAGCUUUGAGUGAGCUCAAUCAAAAGAUCUAUAGAUAAAGUUCUUCACACAAUUAAGUAAUGUAUAUUGUAAAAAAAGAGGAUAAAAGACUGCCGCUAGCAUUUGUCUAGGAACUAAAUGAUUAUGACUUGGUAAUGAUUUAGCAUAAGGUGCCUAUGCUGAGAAAUCCUAAUACUAAUUUGAUAAAGAUCGAUAACUCACCAAUAGGAUUUGGUGAUAGAGAUUGUGGUUUCUUAGAAAGAACUUUGAACUUGUUUAAUGGAGUAAGAAACAAUGAAUCUGAUCUUGCAGUCAGAUCUUAUUAGUUCUAUAAUCAGAACUUUGUCAUUGUAUAUUUGGGCUCUUGUGAUAAAAUGGCUGAAAUAGUUUAGUAUCUGCAAAAGCAAACUUUCUUUUAUACCCUGAGAAAAAUCAAAGCAGAUAUUGUUUAAAAGCCUGAUUAGAGCAUGAAUCAACUAAUGUUUGUAAAUUUUCAUGAGUGA